CUUCGUGUUAUACACUGUUCCUUACACUUACCACAUCGUCUUUAGUUUUCAUGCCAAUGUGAGAAAAAACUACUAGUCCCAGAAUUCUCUAUUCACUGGCGUUAAGGUGUUGCUCGGCGACAAGGACGUCGUGAUGCAAGACGUUGUUGUUGUUAUUGCGGCCGCCUGGUAAGUAGGCAAAGAUGGCGGCUCACUGGAGCAGCGAGAACGUGGUGGUAGAAUUUCGGGAUUCGCAGGCAACUGCUAUGUCAGUCGAUUGCCAAGGACAGCUUGCUGUACUUUCUGGGAGGCGCUUUCUUUAUAUUGUGAAUUUAGAGACCCCAACAGAUGGCCACCGAAAGAUUUCUCGGCAAAGCAAAUGGGACAUUGGUACUGUUCAGUGGAAUCCCCAUGAAAGCUAUGCUCACUUUUUUGCUGCUUCUAGUAACCAACGUGUAGAUCUUUAUCAGUGGAAGGAUGGCACUGGGGAUAUUAACACGUCUUUGCAAGGUCACACACGAGUUAUCAGUGAUCUGGACUGGUCUGUGUUUGAACCGGAUGUACUAGUCACUAGCUCCAUUGACACCUACAUUUAUAUUUGGGACAUCAAAGACACCAGAAAGCCUGCAGUGUCCUUGUCUGCAGUGGCUGGGGCAUCACAGGUUAAGUGGAACAAAAAAAACUCUAACUGCCUCGCAACAAGCCAUGAUGGUGAUGUUAGGAUUUGGGAUCGAAGGAAACCCAGCACUGCAGUGGAAUAUAUUGCUGCCCACUUGUAUAAAAUUCACGGACUAGACUGGCAUCCGGACAGCGAAUAUAUCCUGGCAACCUCCAGCCAAGAUAACUCUGUUAAGUUCUGGGAUUCCCGGCAGCCACGAAAGUGUCUCAAUGUGUUAGCCUGUCAGGUGCCAGUAUGGAAGGCACGUUACACGCCCUUCAACAAUGGCCUUGUUACAGUCAUGGUACCACAGCUACGAAGGGAGAACAGCCUGCUGCUCUGGAAUGUGUAUGAUCUUCAUUCUCCAGUUCACAUUUUUGUUGGACAUGAUGAUGUUGUCCUUGAAUUCCAAUGGCGGAAACAGAAAGAAGCACUGAAAGACUAUCAGCUGGUGACCUGGUCACGGGAUCAGACACUACGCAUGUGGAGAGUGGAUGCCCAGCUGCAAAGGUUAUGCGCUAAUGACAUCAUGGAUCCAGUAGAUGAACUUAUGGAUGGUUUAUCUUUGAUGCCUGAACAAGAGAAGUCUCUGCAACCACAGGAACAAAUCUCAGGCCAUUCCGAGGAAGAUGCUGCUUUUGGUGAGGAAUCUCCCACAACUCCUAUGAUUCUGGGAACCUCUGAGCAACUGGGCCUUCCACAGACACUGCAGCAAGAGUUCUCCUUGAUUAAUGUGCAUAUACGUAAUGUCAACAUUGAGAUGGAUGCAAUGAACCGAAGCUGCACUGUCUCCGUGCAUUGUGGGAAUCAUAGAGUGAGGAUGUUGGUUAUGUUCCCUGUUCAGUAUCCCAACAAUGCAGCACCCUCUUUUCAGUUUGUCACUCCAACAACCAUAUCUUCUGCCAUGAAAGCCAAGCUGCUAAAGAUUCUGAAGGACACAUCGCUGCAAAAAGUGAAACGCAAUCAAAGCUGCUUGGAACCCUGUCUACGCCAACUCGUUUCCUGUCUGGAAAGCUUUGUGAACCAGGAAUCAAGCCCUUCAAGCAGCCCCUACAAUCUACAGGGUCCAAUCACUCCACCAUUGCCAACUUUUGCCCGUGUGCCUAAUGCCUAUGGGUCAUACCAGGAUGCCAAUAUCCCCUUUCCAAGAACUUCUGGUGCCCGUUUCUGUGGUGCAGGUUACCUUGUAUAUUUUACAAGACCGAUGACCAUGCACCGUGCAGUGUCCCCUACAGAGCCUACGCCAAGAUCCCUAUCUGCCCUCUCUGCUUAUCACACUGGAGUGAUGGCGCCCAUGAAUAUUCGAACAGAGACUCCAGGAAACCUUCGUAUAUACAGUGGGAGUCCAACUCGCAGUGAGAAGGAGCAAGUUUCCAUUAGUUCAUUUUAUUACAAAGAAAGGACGCCCCCCCUGUCUGCUCGCAGGCGAUGGUCCAUCCAAGUGAUUAACGACUUCCCGAAAUCUCGGAGGUGGAAAUCCAAGCGUGAAAACAGCGACGCAAACUCUCGGCCAAUCAAAGCAGCUGGCAAAGUUAUAAUCCAGGACAUCUCAUGCCUGCUGACUGUACACAAGGCCCUGGGAGAGCUGUACAUCCUCAACCACCGUGACCUCCAAGAGAUGUGUCAGAAAAAUGCAACUGCUGCACUGAGUGUGGGGCGCAGAGAUCUAGUGCAGGUCUGGGCUCUUGCUGCUGCUGCUAAUGAUGUAUGUCUGAGCCCCAAGUCUGAUCCUGAUGCGGAGACCCCAUGGGCGCGUCACCCGUUUGGCCGGCAGCUUCUGGAAUCACUACUAGCUCAUUACUGCCAUUUGCAUGAUGUUCAAACACUGGCCAUGUUGUGCAGUGUGUUUGAUGCCCAGUUUCUCUCUCAAGGAGGUGGACAAACAACUUGCCCAACAUUUCCUUCACGCUCAGCCCACAGCCGAUAUCCCAGUUUUACAUCCUCCGGGUCAGGUUCCAGUAUGUCUGAUCCUGGAUUUAGCAAUAGCGGCUGGACAAUUGGGACUCAAGAUAUUGACCAUGGGGCUUCAUGGGGAGAAGCAUCUCCAGAUGAAUAUCGAUACUGUAACAUAAAUUAUGUGGAUCCACGGGAACGGGAGAGAGAUCAGCAUGACAAGAACAAACGGUUGCUGGACCCCGCCAAUGCCCAGCAAUUUGAUGACUUUAAGAAGUGUUACGGAGAAAUCUUGUACCGCUGGGGUCUUCAGGAGAAACGUGCUGAAGUGUUAAAGUUUGUUUCUUGCCCCCCUGAGCCUCAUCGAGGCAUAGAAUUUGGAGUGUAUUGCAGUCACUGCCGCAGUGAGGUACGUGGAACACAGUGUGCAAUCUGCAAGGGCUUCACUUUUCAGUGUGCCAUUUGUCACGUGGCAGUCCGAGGAUCGUCUAAUUUCUGCUUAAGCUGUGGACAUGGGGGGCACACCGCACACAUGUUGGAGUGGUUUAGCACACAAGAAGUCUGCCCAACUGGCUGUGGGUGCCAUUGCCUACUAGAAAGCACGUUCUGAUGAUUAAAUUGUGUUAAGAAAUGCUGCCUGCUGCAGCCGACCAGCCUAAUGUACAUUUACAAGUUAUAGCAGGAAGUGCACCAGGAAGUGGGCUGGUAACUGGUUUAUAAAAAAGCACGUUUCACAGAGACACUCUAGCCAAUACAUCAUAGGCUGGCUGUUUUCUUAUGGGAAGGCUGCUGUAAUGUGCACUGCCCAGAAAAGAGACUAUUGGGUAACAGACUACUGAGUUCUCAGAACUUAAGCCUUUAAGGACAUGCCCACCAUAACAGAUGAAGGAGCAAACUGGGUUUAUUUGUAAGGACAAAUACUGAAAGACUGUUAGAAAAACUAUUCCAAUAUGCAGCUGUAAAUAUAGGAAAAUGCUGUGUUUGAUCUUUUUUAUCCUUUCUGCUGCUAUCAUGAGUAUUCUGCAGUGUACGGACCCUCUUUAUUUUGACCCAACCUCAGUCACUUCAGAUUGGAUAUGUACACUUUCAUCCAGAGAAGCACUUAAUCUUAAAAGAUGGCUUGAUUAGACCAAAACCUGUGCUUUAUGGUUCAUCAUUGUGUCUAUGUAUCCUGUUUGUGUUCACACUGAAUAUCUGUAGUUAAUAUUUAACAUUAUAAAUGUGUAUCUAUUCUGCCUACCUCAUUUCACAAAAAGACUCCCAUUAUUGCAUAUGUUUUUAUGUGUAGUAAUUUUACAGCCAAAUGGUUCAGAAAUGGAUGAGGAUUAAUGCCAAGGUAAUAUUUGGUAAUGAUGGUGUCCAGUCUUGCAGGACCUUUAAUGGUGAUGUAGAGAAAUGCAGCUAUUCUGACACACAGGUUGCAAUGCGCCAUGGCACCAUGACCAGUAGGGUGCUAUGAAAAGGCUUGCACUUUAAAGGCAUAUUACUGUUUUAUUACUUCAAGAAAAAACACACAUAAAUAGUCAUUUGGUCAGAAUAGUAUUGUGACUGCUAAAGGCACCGCAGUCUCAUGUAUAUCUGAGGCAAACACAUCAUACUAGAACAGCUUUCACGCUCACUGGCCUGCCUUGCAGAGGUGGCAGGAACAUAAGUACCUAGAUGCACUUUUCAAUGUCAUUUAAGUGGAUUAAAACAAAAUCUAAACUUGUCUAAGAAGAGUUUAUACAAAUGUAACCCAAUGUUUCUGCAAUUGAAUUCUACUGCAUCACCAAUCGCUUUUGCUGUGUAAAUAAGAUUUCCGAUAACAAAAUGAUAAAUUAAAAUGCUAAAUGUUUAA
Xenopus tropicalis (tropical clawed frog) is the source of this 4367-nucleotide messenger RNA. RefSeq names its product WD repeat domain 59 (gene wdr59). The transcript is spliced from 27 exons. Lineage: Eukaryota; Metazoa; Chordata; Amphibia; Anura; Pipidae. The record is from RefSeq and is a predicted model, not a curated record. Bases 183 to 3140 code for a protein of 985 amino acids. Gene Ontology annotation, cellular component: Seh1-associated complex.